Molecule: messenger RNA, 1221 nt
Organism: Desarmillaria tabescens
Lineage: Eukaryota; Fungi; Basidiomycota; Agaricomycetes; Agaricales; Physalacriaceae
Exons: 6
Coding region: 1-1221 (406 amino acids)
Source: RefSeq, a predicted model, not a curated record
AUGACAGUGCUGUCUUUCCUUCUCUUCCUGGCUCUGUGUGUAUCGUACUCCGAAGCGGCUCACAAUGUCACCAUUAAUGCGACAGACACGUCACUCCAUUUUACCUCUGGUUGGAAUGUUUCACAGAACUCUGCUGGCCAGCAGUUUCUAUUCAUCGAUGAACUCGGAACCGUGCUCAUGGCAUCAUUACCGAAUGCGACAUCUCAUGUAUUCUUUAUCGGUCUUAAGCGAUCUGGGGGGUCUGCCUAUGGCUUCUGCCUCGACUGCAAUGCUCAGACCAAUGUAGGGUCUAUCGUUAUAGUGGACGGACAUGACCCUACACUUUCGAACGACACUAUUGCUAAACUAGACGUUAUCUUUUCUUCCUCUCUCGAUCCAAGUCACAACCAUAUUCUAGCCAUGUUCAACCUUCCUGAUAUCAGGUUCGAUAAUUUGAGCCAGGUUACUUUUAACUCCUUGAUAGUCACAAUCGAAGAUGGUGAAAAUGAAGGUCCCAGCUCGAAAGUAGUUUUCCCUAACUACUCUGCAUCAUCCACCAUUACUGGUGUACCAAGCACCCUUUCACAGGUCUCUGCUACAUGGAGCGGCCUACAAACAUCAGAAGCUUCAACAUCGUUCACUAGUGUGUCAGGUACCGAAAAAGAAAGGACGUGGUCGCCUGCUACAUCUUCAUCCACUUCUUCCCGAAUUUCCUAUACGCUAUCUAAACCUCUUUCCUCUUCAUCGCAAUAUGUGCCACCAUUGUCUUCGUCAUCCCCACCCGUUGCCGCUAUGUCUAGCACUACUUCCGCUGAACCUUCAGGUUCCUCAGGUAACGACAACGCCAACAUUACACCGCUUUCAGUGAACAAGUCACUAAUCGUGGUGAUUGUCACUCUAAGCUCUGUUGCCGUGCUUUCGCUUGUCCUAGGUCUUUUCCUUUUCUUCCGACAGAGGGGACGUCAAACGCGUAGAAGACUCUCCGAGCCACUGUCGUUCACUGAUAGGCGGAUAACUUCAGGACCACCUGAGUUGCCAAUGAUGGAAAGUUUAGAUAAUAUAGGACCUCUCGCCGCUGCGGGACGCGAACCGCCCCCGCGGAGAAACGUUACGUCGUACGCUAAUGCAGUAGUGGGACAAUGGCCAGGUGCCAGUAACAGACAAAUGGCCAGUUCUACACUUCCCAGCAGUCAAGAUAUGUGGACUACAAGACUAGCUGGGAACCAGAUUUAUCGGGUUUAA